AGCUCACUUGUUCCCGUCUUUAAUGUGCAAUCUGUUUUCUCCAGCGGAGGGCACUCAGUGUAUCACAAACUCAAGCAUUAGCACCAACAAGCUCUGAGCAUCAUCAGUCUCUGGAAAGCCUUCUGAAUUAGACAAGGGCUGCCUCUCAGCACAGCUACAAAACACUUUAAACCUGACCAGCUAAAUGGAUAAACCUAGCCUGCAUAGCUUUUAAACUGGGGUCUCACACAGCACAGGAGGCCUACUUGCUUCAAGAACUGAAAAUCCAGAGGAUGAAUUGCUUUAUCUGGAAAUGGCAAAAGCCAGCACAAUAAGGAAUGCCAGGUACUCUGUGAAGAUUUUCUUUCUUUCCUGCCUUUUUACACAGAAGUUGGUUACCUCCGAGAUGGGCUGUAGCUCUUUUGCACAGAUUGCCAAUUAACUGCUGAUGGGUCUCUGGUGAAUUACACAAUGGUCCUCAGAGCCUAGAAACCAUCCCCCACCCCUAUCCCCCCCCCAACAGCUUCCUUUUCCCUGCCCCCUCAUCCCAAUCCGCGCUGAUUUUUUUUUAAAUAUAUAUGUAUAUAUUAUUUUUGCCUGUCGUCUCCGGGGAAGUUUGUGUGGGGCUACUAGCUCUCAUGCGGGAUCAGAAUGGUGUGAAUGACAGCCGCACUGUGUCAUGAAGGUGGUGGUGGUUUCGGCACGAGAGACCAAAUAAGAAGAAAGCUGAGAGAGGGGGGAAACGUUUUGGAUGACAAAGGAUGGGUUUCCAUUUAAUUACGCAGCUGAAAGGCAUGAGUGUGGUGCUGGUGCUACUUCCUACGCUGCUGCUUGUCAUGCUCACGGGGGCUCAGAGAGCUUGCCCAAAGAACUGCAGAUGUGAUGGCAAAAUUGUGUACUGUGAGUCUCAUGCUUUUGCAGAUAUCCCUGAGAAUAUUUCUGGCGGGUCACAAGGCUUAUCACUGAGGUUCAACAGCAUUCAGAAGCUCAAAUCCAAUCAGUUUGCUGGCCUUAACCAGCUUAUAUGGCUUUAUCUUGACCAUAAUUACAUUAGCUCUGUGGAUGAAGAUGCAUUUCAAGGGAUCCGUAGACUGAAAGAAUUAAUUCUAAGCUCCAACAAAAUUACCUAUCUGCACAAUAAAACAUUUCACCCAGUCCCCAAUCUCCGCAAUCUGGACCUCUCCUACAAUAAGCUACAGACAUUGCAAUCGGAACAAUUUAAAGGCCUUCGGAAACUCAUCAUUUUGCACUUGAGGUCUAACUCACUUAAGACUGUGCCAAUUAGAGUUUUUCAAGACUGUCGGAAUCUUGAUUUUCUGGAUUUGGGUUACAAUCGUCUUCGAAGCUUGUCCCGAAAUGCAUUUGCUGGCCUUUUGAAGUUGAAGGAGCUCCACUUGGAGCACAACCAGUUUUCCAAGAUCAACUUUGCUCAUUUCCCACGUCUCUUCAACCUCCGCUCAAUUUACUUACAGUGGAACAGGAUUCGCUCCAUUAGCCAAGGCUUGACAUGGACAUGGAGUUCCUUACAUAACUUGGAUUUAUCAGGGAAUGAUAUCCAAGGGAUCGAACCAGGCACAUUUAAAUGCCUCCCCAAUUUGCAAAAAUUGAAUUUGGAUUCCAACAAACUCACCAACAUCUCACAGGAAACUGUCAACACGUGGAUAUCAUUAAUAUCCAUUACCUUGUCUGGAAAUAUGUGGGAAUGCACUCGGAGCAUUUGUCCUUUGUUUUAUUGGCUUAAGAAUUUCAAAGGAAAUAAGGAAAGCACCAUGAUAUGUGCAGGACCUAAGCACAUCCAAGGUGAAAAGGUUAGUGAUGCAGUGGAAACAUAUAAUAUCUGUUCGGAUGUCCAGGUGGUUAACACAGAAAAAUCACACCUGGUGCCCCAAACUCCCCAGAAACCUCUGAGUAUCCCUAAGCCUACCACCUUCAGAUCUGAUGUCACCCAACCCACCCUAGAAACACCAAGCCCUUCCCCAGGGUUUCAGCUUCCUGGCACAGAGCAAGAGUAUGAGCAUGUUUCAUUUCACAAAAUUAUUGCAGGGAGUGUGGCUCUCUUUCUGUCAGUGGCCAUGAUCCUCUUGGUAAUCUAUGUGUCGUGGAAACGCUAUCCAGCCAGCAUGAAGCAACUCCAGCAACACUCUCUUAUGAAGAGGCGGCGGAAAAAGGCCAGAGAGUCUGAAAGACAAAUGAAUUCGCCUUUACAGGAGUAUUAUGUGGACUACAAGCCUACAAACUCUGAGACCAUGGAUAUAUCGGUAAACGGAUCUGGGCCCUGCACAUAUACCAUCUCUGGCUCCAGGGAAUGUGAGGUAUGAACCAUGAUCAUCCUAAAAGCGUUUCUACUACAGGGAAGGAGAGGUAAAUGUUUGAAGCUCUAGAGGUGUCUCUAAUCACUAGAAAGAUUAAUGACCCUUUUGCUUUUGGGUUUUGCUCAGUGUGAAAGGUUACUUAAUUAAAUUACAACCACCAGGAAAUUGACUGCCUUUUUUUUUUAAAAUGGUUGAAACUUGAAGGAAGUUCAUUCAAGGAUGAGAUUAAGUUGGAAUAAAAUACUAUGUUAAAACACCUGGUUUUUUUUUAACCAUUUAUGUACAGGGGUUGGACUUAAGAACUCAGAUACACACAACUGUUUUCAUUCUGAAAUUUAUGUCUGGUUCUUGGUGUUUGAGUGUUGUAAUGAAGUGAAAAAGGAGGGAACAGCUUAUUUUAAAAACAGAGUGAGUUUACCAAAAUUCCAGGAAAUAACAAUGAUUUAAACCAAAGAGCAAUUUACACAAGGGUUGAUUUAAUUGUAAAUUUUUCAUUUUGAUUAAAGCAUGCAACAGGGAACUCACAACAGUGUUACUUGCCAUUAGUUAUUUUACCAGCACAGAGAAUGACAGAGUCCAUCAGGAUUUUAAGACACCUUUCUUUCUUUUUCUCUUUCCUUCUCUGGCCAUACGCUCUCUCUCCAUUCAUAUAUAUAUAUAUAUAUAUUACUGGGACAUAGAUCACUUUUCAAAGGUUUUCAAAGUGCUGGUUAUUAACUGUAAUUAGAAUGAAACAACUUCCAUGUUUUGGUUUUGUCCAUGGUAACCAAUAUCAGGUCAUGUUAUUGUGGAUGAAUUAGCAAUAAAAAAAUGACAGGCAUAACAGGGACUGCUUGUUAGUGUUGCUCUCAUCCCCAAAAGAAAUUAUGUGUAUUCUUGUUAAACCUAUCAAAAGCUAAGUGAUGCAAAUAUUUAUAAAUAAAAGGAGCAAGUUUGAAGUUCUGGAUAGUCUCCCUUUCUGUAACAGCAUCAAAUGAAGGUAUGGAUUUCAUGUUUAACUCUUUUUGUUUACACGAGAAUGAGUGUGGGCC
Messenger RNA from Ochotona princeps (American pika), 3322 nucleotides. It is a transcript of the gene LRRTM4, whose product is annotated as leucine rich repeat transmembrane neuronal 4. The coding region runs from base 741 to 2297 and encodes 518 amino acids. Gene Ontology annotation, molecular function: protein binding. The record is from RefSeq and is a predicted model, not a curated record. The transcript is spliced from 2 exons. Lineage: Eukaryota; Metazoa; Chordata; Mammalia; Lagomorpha; Ochotonidae.